Molecule: messenger RNA, 16423 nt
Organism: Hemicordylus capensis (graceful crag lizard)
Lineage: Eukaryota; Metazoa; Chordata; Lepidosauria; Squamata; Cordylidae
Gene: IL17RD
Product: interleukin 17 receptor D
Exons: 18
Coding region: 1164-3224 (686 amino acids)
Molecular function (GO): interleukin-17 receptor activity
Source: RefSeq, a predicted model, not a curated record
ACGGCAAAAGUGAGAUGGGGAAAGGAGAGAGGGGAGACAAGGAAUACUGCAGAACUGAUUGUUUUAUAAUUGGAUACAUUACUUGAAAGCUUUAUUUACUUCCGACAAAAAAUAGUUUAUAAAAUGCUAAAAUAACAGCACUGCAAUUUGACUUCUGAUUGCAAAAUGGAGUGUCUUCACUAUCACCAAGGUGAACAUAUGCAAUCUCACUUAUUGGAGAGAUCUUUAUUUCUCUUAUAACCACUGCACAAAAAUAAAAGUUGCACAUGUAAGAUCUACACACUUAAUGAGUGUAAAGCCCAUUGGACAGAAUGGAUUUUCUUCUACGUAUAUGACUGGAUUGCUUGACUGUUUGUAACCUUUAAUCAACUCUGCAUUGACCAAGAACACUGUAAGGAAAGUCAUGAUGGAAGUGAUAGUAAGACUUACCACACAUACAAAGGAGAAAUCUCAGCCUGGUACAAGUCUUGGACAGGUCCCCAGCACCAGAGCAAAAGGGGGAACCGUCAUGCUCUGCAUGUCUCCUCCAUCUGGGAGCAGCUGCUGAAGAAGCAGAGAAGGUUUUUAGCUUGAAGCAAGGAGGAGAAUGGCAACUAAAACCAUCUGCAGAACUCAUUACACUGAUAGCCAUGACUUUUGAAUGUGCUCCAAGUCAAAGGUAUUUGGGUAACUCUUCUACCAGCAGCUUUACCAAAUGCUCAAAAUACAAUACUUUUGACAUAAUACAGAGGGGAGAUAUGCAGGAUUUUGAAAUAGUACCUACCAUAAAUUCGGAAGUAUACAUAGAAGAAUAUCAGCUUUACAUCUGACUGUUGCAAAUCCCCACCUGCCUAGUAAUAAAGGAAGGGAUGAAGAACUGGUGGCUAUCAGAACUAAGCAAGAGUGACAAGCUGGGCAACAGCAAGGACAAAACUAUAAUUUCCCCGGCCUCACUGCAUUAAGAAGUAAUUCCAGAGGAGUUUUCUCUGUAGGAGGUAGGGAAUGAAUUUAAUCCAUCGAUUGUACUGAGAGAAUGGAAGACAAUGUUUGAUUUUUCUGCCACAAUCCUGGAGGCCAAGAAUAGUGCUGAGGGGUGCUUUGGAGAAGCUGUCCAGGCAGGUUUUGCAAAGGCUUUCUGAGAGGGAGAAAGUAAUCAACUGCAGGUUUAUCACCGAUUGGAAAGAAUGCUGGGCUGCUUAAUAUCACCUUUAAACUGUACUCCUUAUUUGAAUUUGGUGGGGAAACAUGUGAUUGGUGAUGUACAGAACAUCACCAUUAGUCAGUAUGCGUGCUCUGAUCAAGUUGCGGUGACAAUACUGUGGACAGCAAAUCCUAUUGGUAUCGAAUUUCUAAAGGGAUUUCGAGUAAUACUUGAAGAGUUAAAAUCAGAGGGGAGACAGUGUCAACAACUGGUUUUAAAAGACCCAAAGCAGCUCAACUCAAGUUAUAAGUGGACUGGUGUGGAGUCUCAGCCUUUUCUAAAUCUGAAAUUUGAAACCGACUACUUUGUAAAAAUUGUUCCUUUUCCUUCCAUUAAGAAUGAAAGUAACUAUCACCCAUUUUUCUUCAGAACUCGGCCUUGUGAAUUGUUGCUACAGCCGGAAAACUUAGCCUGCAAACCUUUUUGGAAGCCGAGGAGCCUGAACGUUACUCAGCAAGGCUUUAACAUGCAUGUGUCCUUUGACCAUGCUCCACAUAAUUUUGGAUUCCGAUUUUAUUAUUUGCACUACAAACUUAAACAUGAAGGACACUUCAAACAGAAGACCUGCAAACAGGAAAAAAAUACAGACGUCACAAGCUGUACUCUUCAGAACGUCUCACCAGGAGAUUAUAUAAUUGAGCUGGUUGAUGAUACAAACACAACAAGGAAAACUAUGCACUAUGCAUUAAAACCAGUACACUCCCCGUGGGCAGGACCAAUAAGAGCAAUAGCCAUUACCGUUCCCUUGGUUGUCAUCUCUGCAUUUGCAACGCUUUUUACAGUGAUGUGUCGCAAAAAGCAGCAAGAAAAUAUCUAUUCCCAUUUAGAUGAGGAGAGUUCAGAAUCUUCUGCCUACUCUGCAGCUCUCCAUGUGGAAAGGCAACGGCCUCGGCCCAAAGUAUUCAUCUGCUAUUCCAGUAAAGAUUGCCAGAAGCACAUUAAUGUCAUUCAGUGUUUUGCCUAUUUCCUCCAGGAUUUCUGUGGCUGUGAGGUUUCCUUAGAUUUAUGGGAAGAUCUGAGGAUUUGUAAAGAAGGGCAGAAAGAAUGGCUUCAUCGGAAAAUCAAUGAGUCCCAGUACAUCAUCAUUGUGUGUUCCAAAGGAAUGAAAUACUUUGUGGAGAAAAAGAACUGGAAGCACAAAGGGUCCAGGGAAAAGGAGGUUGGGAAAGAACUCUUCUUGGUUGCUGUAGCUACAAUAGCGGAGAAGCUGCGUCAGGCAAAACAGAAUUCGCGUGACCUCUGCAAGUUCAUUGCUGUCUACUUCGAUUACUCUUGUGAGGGGGACAUUCCUGGCAUUCUGGAUCUAACUACUAAGUACAAGCUCAUGGAUAACCUGCCUCAGCUUUAUUCUCAUUUACAAUCCCGAGAUCUUAGUCUUCAUGAUUCAGAACUGUAUCCUGUACACAUUAGCAAAAGGAAUUAUUUCAGAAGCAAAUCUGGGCGGUCCCUUUAUGUAGCAAUUUGCAACAUGCACCAGUACAUUGAUCAGGAGCCUGACUGGUUUGAAAAACAGUUUGUUCCUUUUUCCACAACUUCAUUACAUUACCAAGAACCUGUGAUGGAAAAGUUUGACUCUGGAUUAGUACUGAAUGACUUAGUCAAUAAACAAAUGACUGAUGGGGAUUUCUACCUGAAAGCAGAUGCAAAUAUUGUUCCAUCUUUAAAUUCAGACUCUCAAUGUACAAUGCAGCAUUUGAAUCUCGGAGAAGACCGAGGAUCUCAAGACAUUCAUAAUGGUAGCUCCGUUCUUCAGCCAUUACUGCAUGUUGUAAAAGCUGCCAAUCUCCCAGAUAUGCCCCGGGAUUCUGGAAUUUAUGAUUCCUCUGUUCCUUCAUCAGAAUUAUCACUGCCUUUGAUGGAAGGGCUCUUAGCAGACCAUACUGAAACUUCUUCCAUUACAGAAAGUGUUUCCUCUUCAUCUGGACUGGGAGAAGAAGAACCUCCUAUGCUUGCUGCCACCAAAUCCAUAGUGCCUGCAAUCUGUAAAGCAGAACUUCAUUGCCAUCUCCGCACUGAAGAACUGCAGGCAAUUGCACCUUUAUAACACAUUGCAAGAUUGUUAUGCAUUGCCACUUUAUCAAAAGUCUCUGUGUAUGCAUUAAUCUCUACAUCAUCACAGCUACUUGUCUUACUUGAAGGAGCAGCACUUUCCUGGAAGUUACCUGUUGCUUCCAAGGGGAGUUUAUGGCCAGUAUAUUUUUAUAUGUAGCUUUGUAUUUGGUUUCUUUUUUAAAAAGUAUUUUCUGGUUUCAUACUGUAAUGUUUAAAGAGAUAAACAACACACACAAAAGAAAAAAAUAUUAUAACCAGCUUGGAUUGCAUGAUGAAGUUACAUUUACAAAAGUUAAAACACUCCUACUUUAGAAUAUAAACUACAUAUUUUAAAGAAACCUAAAAUGAUGAAGUCAGUGUUCUGGUUCUCGGAUACUCAGUGCAUUUUAUAGUGGUGCUUUUUAUUCUGAAUGCUGAAGUACCUGGUCCUGAUAGAAUAAUAAUGUGUACAGCAGGAUUUUUGGAUGGGAGGCAGGAUUCAGUGUUAGAAUGCCAAAGACUAGUGUUAUAAAAGAAUAGGUUUUAACAAAAAUUGAAAUGUCUCUUAAUAAAUUCUGAUCGUGUUCAUCUAAUCCAUUGUGUUCUAGGAACAAGAUGUUAAACAUGUCAUGUAUUCUCCUUAAUAGCAUUCCUUAGUCAACUUGAAAGCAAUUUUAAUUUUUAAAACUGUUUAAAAUUAACAAAGUAAUUAGUUAUCCUGUGACUUUAUUGGCUUUUUAAAGGAUUCAGUGUUUCUUAUUGGAAUUUCCAUCGCCAUAAAUGGAGGCAAAAGUGCAAGCAAUUGUUAUGAAGCUGAAAACGGUCAUACAUGUCUGAGAAAGACCCCGCAAGAUUAUAACCUAAAUCCCGGGAAAUCUCAAUGGAGUGUUGACUAACACAGCCUCCAUUGUGCACUAGUGUCCAAGAUUGUUACAUGUAUUGUUGUUAUGAAUAUACACUACAUUUUUUCAGUUGAAUAAUUUAAAGAAAUGCAACUUUAUCAAAAACAUACUCAUAUCAAACACUUGCAUGUACCAGGGGAAAAAAUGCAAGUGCACAACAAUAAAAUAUGUCUAUUGUAUCUUGUCUAGAGCAAAUAUAUAUUAAAGGCAUUUUUAAUAAAGCUGUAUUUCUAAGCUAAUACAGAAGUUUGUAUUAAAAGGAAUGUAUAUAAAAUAUGCAUAUAUAAUUGACCAAGACUUUUUAUAAGACAUGUUGUGAACAUACAUUGUCUUCUGGUGUAAUUAAUUGUGAAUUUUUGUCAGUUCUCUCAAAAUAGUAUAUGAAAGUACUGUUCCACAACAGCAGUUAAUAUAUUAUUCUUACAUAUUUUUAUUCCAGAAUGAUACAUGCAUUGGCCAAAAUGUUCUCCAGCUUCAAAUAUAAGCAAAACCAAAGUUAAUUAUGUGAAAGAACUGACAAUUCACAGGUAGUGAUGUUUACACAAACUGCUCUUGUCUGAUAGAUACGCUGCAUCAUAUGUGGUAGGUGGCAUCCAAAUUUUUGAUGCAUCAGUGCACUAUCAAUAGAAAUUCCUGCUACUGUAAAGAGAAUUGCUUUGUAAAGGACCCUUGUGUGACUUUGCUACUGUAAAGGACCAUUGUGUGAGUGCAACUCUCUUUCCACUAGAAGGUGCUUCCCCGUUCCCCCGAUGUACGCCCACUCCAUACCACUAAAUUGAUUGCACCAGCUAGGAGGCAUUCAUGGAGCAAGUUGUGACUGGAACUUCCAACAAAGUAGAAUCAGUGUCAUAGUCAAGAUUAACUAAGAGGCCUCUCAGGAGCAGGUUACUGUUGAUAUUUGGUAUUAAAUGCCCAUUUGUGAGGUUUUUGUCCCCACUAGAUUGGUUGCAGAUGCACCAUAUGCCACAGCUGAACUUUAGAAGAUAAACCCUGAAUAAAUGUGUUGCACUGUAGAAGUUGUCAGUGGUCUGAUUCUUAUGUCAAAUACAACUAUUGCAGGCUGAAGAGCAGUUAUGUUCUGGUAGACAUGGUAUCUAGUUUCAUACAAAGUCUCAUCAGUAUGUGCAUGAGAGACUCCCCUGCAGCUGCUGUGGCAUUUUGUUUGGCAUGUGGCUCAUUUAAAACACCAGCUUGAUCAUAUUGCUAUGAGUCUUUCUGCAAGAGCUUGAAUGCUGCUGCCUUGACUUAGCUGAUUGUGGGAAAGCGUGGCUGACUCCUAUUCCAGUUUGUAGUGCUUGAGAGCUAUAGCUAGAAUCUAGCAUUUUGUUUGCUCUAGGCGUCAGAAGGAAAAUUCUUCUUGUUUUGGUUGUGCAUGAAUUAAUAAUUGUGGUUUGGAUUCAGGUGAAAUGCAAAAACUAAAACUCUAAAAGGGUAUUUACAUGACUGUAGGCAGGGCGGGCGGUGGGGAAGGCUACACAAAACUCCCCUCCCCUCCAUCCCAAACAAUUGUUGAAUAUUGUUCCUGGCAGAAACUGAUCUCCUGGCUGCUCCCAACAGCACAGAUCUCUGGAGGCCUGGCCAAUACAUCCCAGCCUCCAGGAAUCCCAUAAUGCACCAUGUGCUAAGCACAGUGCAUUGGGGGAUUCCCCAGGAGUGCCCAUCUCUGUGCACUUCGUGCAUUCACAUGGACCUCUGUUAAAGGCUGAGGUAAAAAGCAAGGUUUGGUGGGAGGGCAGUACCGGGAGAGGCUGCUUGUGUGAAUAGAUUUGUUGUGUUCACACAAGGCUGGGUUCUCUUAUUUUUCCAUCUUUUCCCUGUCCACACCAUUCCAUAAUGGUUCCAUGAGCAACUUUUCCAUGAGUGCAGUGGGCUGCAGGAGGUCAGGGUGAUCACUGAAAAAUCAGGAAGCUUGCCUUGCACAAGCACAUGUCCUUCCUGCUUGCUCAACAGAACCUUUGAAUCAAAGUCAAUGCAAGCAAGUCUGUGUCCUCACAAACCAUGGCCACAUGAUAAUAAUAAUAAUAAUUAUUAUUAUUAUUAUUUAUUUGAUUUCUAUACUGCCCUUCCAAAAAUGGCGGUUUACAAAGAGAAAUAAAUAAAUAAGAUAGAUCCCUGUUCCCAAAGGGCUCACAAUCUAAAAGAAAAAUAAGAUAGACACCAGCAACAAUCACUGGAAGUACUGUUCUGGGGGUGGAUAGGGCCAGUUACUCUCCCCCUGCUAAAUAAAGAGAAUCACCACAUUAAAAUGUGCCUUUGCCAAGUUAGCAGGGGUUAUGGCUAGAAAUCUCAGGGGCACUGAAUACUAUCAUUGUGUCAGUAUCACCACCUGUUUGCUUUAUAUUAAGGCCAGCAUUAUUCUAUGUGAGAGAUCAAUGCUUUUAUAACUGUUGGCUUAUUGUGGAGGAAAGCCAGUUUGAUUGGUGAUAGUACACAAAUUGUCAUCAAUUUAUCAUUUGAUAUAGGCUUGAUUGCUCUUUGUCUGUGCUCCUCACCUUUUCAUACUACUGUAUUCUGUUCACUGAAAAUGAUCUUUGCCUGAUUGACAUCCCUAGGGUACCUGAAAUGACAACAAAAUUUGUAAGUACUGGAAUGUGUAAGGCAUUGGAAAUAGUAAUAUUGCAAGGAAGAUACUAUAGAGAAUAUAUGCCAUAAAGUGGAAGUGGAAACCACAUUAGUCAAAACUUCAUAGGAAUUUAAAUAUAAUGUUGUAAAUUACUUUUAUACUAAUUUUCAGCUUCAUAACAAUUAUUUGUACCUUAAUUUAUUUGUAAGUAAGGGCCAGUUGCUAAAUUUAGACUCUGGGAGGCUAGAUCUGUCUUUGAUAUGGAGGCUAUUUUCAAAAGUGGGCACUUCUAAACAAAUUCUUUCUUAUGUGAAACUUAUACAGAUUCCAUGUGAGAACUGUAUCACUUCAUUAUACUCAUUUGAAACAGUACUAAGAUUCAUGUAUUCCAGUGGAACUGUUUUGUUCUGGCACCCUCACAGAUUUUCUCUGGAAGGAGUUCUGCACUGGCAGAAGAACCUUAACUAUUUCGCCUACUGGUGAACCUCGCCAUUUGCAGACCCAACAACAGUUCUGCAUAUCUUUAGUUAGAUAAUUGACACCCAACCUCUCCAUACGCAGAAAACAAAAGGUUAAGUUUCGCUGUCUUGAGGUGGCCGGAAAUGAUCUCCGAGGUCAUUUACAGCCACCAUUUUGACAACAACAUUUCCCCCCAUUACUUUUCAAGGGAAAAUGCAGGAUUGGGGGUUUGGGGGACAUUCCUGGACAGCUGGAGACAUGCAGAGCACAGUAGGGCCUUUUACUUAGCCUAUUAGUGGCCGUUUUUCACCAGUUUUUGACAAUUUUCUAGUCUCCAGGAACCUACCCUACCCCCAUCCCUGUUGCCUUAAUGCCCUGUUACUGUAUUUUGUAAAACUAUUUCAUGCUGUGGUAUUCAGACACAUUUAUUAAUAGGCACAAGUUUAAAAAUACACUAUGAUUCAAAAGUUGAAUUACUGUGACUUGGAAUGGCUGUAUCCUGUUGAAGGGGAUGGUGUUAGGCAAUUGUGGAAAACAUGGACCUAUACACAAUAGGUAUAAGAGUUUGCUCAUAUCUUAGUAGUUUUGUCUGACAUUGCUAGACAACUUCUUCAUUCCCCAUUAACAAACUACUUAUUAAACUUCAGAACCUUCAAGAAUUUGUUGCCAUUAAGAUUGCCAAUGAAUCACGGGGGCGGGGAGGGGAACUGGCCUAGGAUUUUUUAUUUGUUUUUUUAAACUAGACUGUUGCUGGAUGUGUGUUUUGUUUGGUUUUUAAAUAUAGAGCCAGAAAUUUGACUUGGUUGCCAAAUUUUUUGAAUAAAAGACAGCAUCACCACAUGCAUUUAGUGAACUUGCUUAAUCUGUGUAGCCAACUCAUGCACAUUAGGUGCUAGGCUAGUGAGUUUCACUCCAGAAAGCCAUUUCACAUACUAUUGCUUGUCUGCAAUGGAAUUGCUUUCUUACACACUUCCCUGUGCAGACAUAUCCAUUAACUUGCCCUAAGCUCUGCCUCCUGGCCUUACCUAGGUACCAGAAUUUUUUAAAAUCAAAAGUUGGUCUACUUGGCAGUUGUAACAAUAUAUGAAGAGUCUGCUAUACAUGCAAAAUCUUUGGUAAUGGCAACCAUUUAUGCCUCAAGAAACAGCUCCUACAAAUAGUGUUGCUAAAUAUUCUAAAUAUAAUACAAAUAGUGAUACAAAACAAUCCGAAGUUGUUUUAUCCUAAAGCCACAGUUUAAAAACAAUAUCUACACCAAGUUUGGUAAGCAACUCUGUAGAGGUUAUUCCAGAAUGGAAUGUGAACUUCCUCUAACAAGUUGGAACUUGGAGGGAAUUUUGCAGAAGAAUUCCUGUGGUAAAUAAUUAUACUUCCACAUGUGAUAGCUAUGCUAAUUAUUUUAAAAUUUUGCACAGCCUAUUUCCUGCCCCUAUCCUUGCAUAUGAUGACCACUUGAAAAUUUAGCCUGUGUAUGCUGAUUACUUGAAAGUCAUACAACAGUUGUCCCUUCAUAUUUCCUUUUGCACAGCAAUCAGGUCAUUCUGUUUGGCAGCAUUUGUCUACUUUGAAAGAAUAGAAAAGAAAGUUUUCUCAAGAGCCUUUGGUGGGGAACUCUGUCAAAAGUUUUUUGGAAGUCCAAGUAUACUACCAUAGGUGAUCAACAGAAUCACCUUUAUCCACAUGCCUGUUGACAUUCUCAAAGAACUCCAAAAGGUUAGUGAGGCAAGACUUGCCCUUGCAGAAGCCUUGCUGGUUCUCCUUCAGUAAGGAGAACUUGUACCUGGUUCUUCAGUACCUUCAGUACCUGUUCUUCUAUACAUUCCAACAAUUUUGCCCAUAAGUAUGCUUUCCAUCAAUUUACCCAGGACAGAAGUUAAGUUUGCCGGCCUUAAAAGCAAUCCCAGAUCCCACCUGGAUCACUUUUUGAAAAUCAGAUUUGUUACUUUCCAGUCCUUUGGUUCAGAGCCUGACUGUAGGGACAAGUUACAUAUUUUUCCUAGAAAAUCAGCAGUUUCACAUUUGAGUUCCUUGGGUGGAUGCCAUAUGGCCCUGGUGAUGAGUUAAUUUUGAGUUUUUCAAGACAGUUUAGAACAUCCUCUCUUGUCACCUCAAAUUGGCCCAGUUCUUCAGCCUCCAAGCCUGAGAAGAUAAUUUCCGGAGCAGGUUAUGGUCAGUAUCCUUAGACGAAAAGCCAGAUGCAAAGAAUGCCCUCCUUAACUAAGGGUCCAGUCGCAGGCAUCUGGCAGGUUUUCUGCAUCUUACAUAUUUAAAGAAGUUUUUGUCAUUCCCCUUGACCCUUCUAGCUAUAUGCUUCUCAAACUCUCUUUCUGCAUUCCUUAUUGUCUCUUUGCAUUUCUUUUGACAGAGCUGAUGUUCCUUUCUGUUCUUUUCAUUUGGGCAGGACUUCCAUUUGCUGAAGGAAGUCCUUUUCACUUAUAUAGCUCCCCUGACUGGAAGUCAUGCCGGAGUCCUCCUGUCCUGAACAUGGUGGUACUUUUCCUCCUUGGUAUAAAUUCCAACUGAGCUAUUAUUGUGGUUUUGAAUAAGUCCUAUGCUUUCUGGAGUGAUUUGACCCUCCCAACUUUCCCUUUCAGCUUCCAUUUUACCAGUCCCCUCAUUUUUGAGAAGUUUCCUUUUGUGAAGUCCAACGCAUCUGUGUUGGACUUCCUUGGCAGUGUUCCCCUUGCAUAUAAGGCCCUAUCCACCCCCAGUACAGUACUUCCAGUGACUGUUGCUGGUGUCUAUCUUAUGUUUCUUUUUAGAUUGUGAGCUCUUUGAAAACAGGGAUCCAUCUUAUUUAUUUAUUAUUACUCUGUGUAAACCGCCCUGAGCCAUUUUUGGAAGGGUGGUAUAGAAAUCAAAUGAAUGAAUGAAUGAUAAAUAUAAGCACACAAUGGUUACUAUUCCCCAAUGCUCAGUAUCUUGCACCAGGUCCUGGGCACCAUUCAGGAUUAAGUCCAAGGUCGCCUUCUCUUUGGUUGGUUCCAUGACCAAAGGUUCUAUUGUUUAUUUAGCAUGUCUAGAAACAGUUAUUUAGCAUGUCUAGAAACUUGGCCUGCACGUGAAUUUGCCCAGUAUAUGUUUGGGGGGGGGGUAAUUGAAGUCACCCAUUAUUACAGCUCUGUCUCUCACCUCUUUGAUCUGCUUCUACAAUUCCAGGUCACUCAGUGUUUCGAUCUGGAAGAUGAUAGAUUGUCCCUAGUAACACAUUUCCUUUCAAUCCUCUGAUUGUCACCCAUAAUUAUUCUCUGGAGGAUGCCAGUUCUCCUAGGUUUUCUAGCUUUUUGGAUUUUAUCCCUUCUUUAACAUAGAGUGCUACUCCACCCACAAUCCACCCCUCCCUGCCCUUUCUGUAGAGUUUGUAUCCAGGGAUAACAGUGUCCCACUAGUUCUCACCGUCCCACCUGUUUUUUGUUAUGCCCACUUUAUCUUUGUUUUAAUUAGUAAUCAAGCACUCCAGCUCCACCAUCUUAAGAUGGUGAGGACAUAAGAAUAGCCCUGCGGGAUCAGGCCCAAGGCCCAUCUAAUCCAGCAUCCUGUUUCACACAGUGGCCCACCAGAUGCCGCUAGAAGCCACAGGCAGGACCUCCUGCUGUUACUCCCCUGAAACUGGUACUCAGAGGCAUCCAGCCUUGGAGGCUGGUGGUGGCCUAUAGCCCUCCAAUUAGUAGCCGAUUAUAGACCUCUCAUCCAUGAAGUUAUCCAAACCCCUCUUAAAGCCAUCCAGGUUGUUGGCUGUCACCAUAUCUUGUGGCAGAGAAUUCCACAAGUUGAUUAUGUGUUGUGUGAAAAAGUACUUCCGUUUGUUAGUCCUAGAUUUCCUGGCAAUCAAUUUCAUGGGAUGACCCCUGGUUCUAGUGUUGUGUGAGUGGGAGAAGAAUUUCUCUCUAUCCACUUUCUCCACAACAUGCAUGAUUUUAUAGACCUCUAUCAUGUCUCCAUGUCAUACCUGUCAAGUUUCCCAUUUUAGCCGGGAAACUACCGAAUUUUACCCCUCUUUCCCGCCGUCCCGGAAAUCUCCCGUAUAAUUUUUAAAAAAUCCUUACUCUCCUCUGCCACUCCAAACUGAACUUUGUAGCCUCGCGAGAAGCUAGCCGAUCGCAGCGCUUGUUUGCCUCAGCCCCACCUCCAGGAACACGUGGCACAGGGAGCUACCUCCCAUUGGCCCGGCUCCGUUGUGGAGGCGGGGCCAGCAGCAGCGAGACGGCUGCAGGCCUGCGUCGGCUCAGUCCUCUUCUGGUCAAGCACAGAGAGGACGUGCUGUUGCUGCUCCAGCUCCGGGCUUCUUCCGCUUGUGUCAUUAGCGCUGCCUCUGGCCUGUAGCCCCUUAAGCGCUGCGCACGAGCUGAGAGGUACCUGUUGAGCUGUGCGAGCGAGGUGUGCAGAGGAAGGUGGAAGAAAGAGGCAAGAGCCCUGUGGGGAGGGAGGAGGGGCAGGCUGUGUGUCUUGGCUUUUUAAAUGUAUGGGUCCUGCGUGGCGGCGGGGUGCUUUUCUCCCCCCUUCCCCAGUUAUUUCAGAGCAGGUUUGGGAGGCCAAAACAGCGGCCCACCCAGUCCAUCUCAGAGUUUGCAAACCUGGCUGCUGUGCAUACAUGCCCAUACCAGCACUGCACUUCCUUGGUUUCUGAACCACAUUUCUGUUUCUUUCCCCCUGAAUUUGGGGGGAUGUCAGUUGGCUUAUAAUGUGGUUGAAGAAUCUCUUUUUGGCUAGUGUACACAUUAUUUUCUACUCUGCGUCCUGUCCCACCUUAAUCUUCUCAUGCAGCAUUAACAGUGGGAGAGAGAUACUGGAGCUUGGUUGUGGUGGUGGGAUGGCUCGCGGCGGGUGCCGGAAAAUUUUCCUUAUUUUCAAAUCCAGAACUUGACAGGUAUGCUCCAUGUCCUUUUUUAGAAGUGGUGACAACAAUUGUAUGCAGUACUCAAGGUGUGGCUGCAUCAUAGUUUUGGCUUGGAGGCUUCUGGCUUUGGUAUACAAACAGCUAUACACUGAGUCUCUUAGCUGGCACUGGCAUAUGCUAUCGCCCUUACUGUCCUUUGACCUUUUUGACCAGCUGUCAUGUGUUUCUGUCUGCUCUGCUCCUGUUUAUACUCUGUCUCCUUCUGGUUUAUCUGAAAAAAUUGCACCCUCGCACCUUAGGGUAUUUCGCUUGCCAAAUGAGAUACCACCCAGUUCCUGUCAGCAAUCCCCCAGGUUUCAUUUUAAAAGCUGCUCUGUGACUUUUUUUUAUUUUAAGCACCAUCAGUUUGGUUCCAUCUUGGUUGAAGUGGAGACUGUCCCUUCUGUACAGGCUCUGCUUGCCCCAAAAUGUAUCUCGGUACCUAACAAAUCUAAACCCCUCCUCCCAUCACCACCAUCUCAUCCCUAUAUUGAGACCCCCUUGGCUGUUCUUGUCUCACUGGCCCUGCACGUGGAACAGGUAGCGCUUCAAUAUGCAGGCAAGUCACUAUGCAGUCUACACAUGGGUCACAAACCCAUCUCUGUGCCCCUAAGAACUGAAUCACCCACUGCUAGGAGGCCUCCAACGCCCAGAGGAUUAUCCUCUUUGCAAGAUGAUAUGGGCGCCCUUAGAAAGGGGUCUCUUUUAAGGGAGCAUUCCCCUCUUCCUCAGACUGAUGUCCUCCUUCCCCGAGACCUUCAUUUUUCAUGACAGUAAAGGAAGUGUCAGCCUGGGAGUGGGAUGCCUCUGUCACAUCCCUGAGGGCCUCAUCCACAUCCCUCUCUGCCUGCAUGAGUUUCUCCAGGUCAGCCAUCUUGGCUUUGAGGGAAUGAACUUGUUCCUUGAGAGCUGAGAGCUCCUUGCACCAAGCGCACACCCAUGACUUCUACUGCUCAGGCAGAUAGUCACACAUGCAACACUGUGCAAUACACUGGGAAUUACCCCCUCCCCUGCUGGCACUCUACCUUCUACCUGGUUUUAUUGGUUAGUAGAACCAUUCAGUUAGCAGGAAACUCUCCUUACAGACUCUCAAGUCAAAGGAUGAUGUCAGUGCUUGCUCUCCCUCGUACCAGUCUUUUUCCCAUGGAGAUCCAUAUUUGUGAGGGUAAACUUUUGUUUGGGAUCUCGGGGGCGGGGGGGGAGACUACACUCUGAGUCUCUCUCUUUUUAAAGUAGUUUUUCUCUAACAAAAGUGGCCCUCAGGGUGUUCUUAAUGCAUUUGCAUGUAAUGUUUAGUUCAUCCCUCAGAGAUCAUAAAGCCAGCCCACGUUAGGUGAUGGUUCUGAAUGUGUGAAACAAGGUGAUGGCAACACAUUCCACUCCAUUCUGCUAUAUUACAAAUGACCAUGAACACAUGCUAAAUAACUUACUGAUAUUGUCUACUAGAUGCAGUGUCUAGUGACAGUGUAUAGUGAUAAAAUCCAGAAUGCUUCAUAACUUUGGUAGGACUUGGUUAUAAGACAGAUGAGUAAAUCAAGAAUUUCAGAAAACUGAGUUCCUUUUUAAAAAUAGAAUCUGCCUAAAAAAAUUGCAUAAUACACAUGCAACAGCCCCCAAGCUGUUUGUGUCAAGUAACUUACAUGAAAGAUUAUGCUACAAUAACUGUGUUAAACUUUAAGGUGCCAUGAGACUCCUUGUUUUUAAAAUGUUUUGAAAUACAGGUAAGCUGAAACAUUCAGUUUGUUCUGCAUUCAGAAUCACAUUAUUGCCAUAGUUUCUUGAAAAGGAUAAGUACUUGAACCAAAUUAAUUAUAAUUCCUUCAUAAGCAAAUGAAUUUCUUUAACUUGCUUAUGAAUUUCAUUUGGAACAUAGGAAGCUGCCAUAUACUGAGUCAGACCAUUGGUCUAUCUAGCUCAGUAUUGCCUUCACAGACUGGCGGCGACUUCUCCAAGGUUGCAGGUAGGAAUCUCUCUCAGCUCUAUUUUGGAGAAGCCAGAGAGGGACCUUGAAACCUUCUGCCCUUCCCAGAGUGAUUCCCUCCCCUGAGGGGAAUAUCUUACAGUGCUCACACUUCUAGUCUCCCAUUCAUAUGCUACCAGGGCAGACCCUGCUUAGCUAAGGGGACAAGUCAUGCUUGCUAUCACAAGACCAGCUCUCUUCUCCAUUUGAUUAUGCUGCCCCUCUUCUUUGGAACACUCUCCCCCACCCCAGAUUCAUGUUUGUUUUUAAGGUCAUUCUUAAGACAUACCUGUUUCGCCAGGUGUUUGCCAUAUCUAUAUCUAUAGAUUGAUUGUUGGUAUUUCUGUUGUUCACCUCAUAGAGUCUUUGGAGGAGGCAGUAUAUAAGAAGUUUCAAUAAAUAAGCAAGGAAAUACAUUUUGCCUAAUUUAGUACUGUUUUAUAGAGGAAAUUUUGUCCAGUUGGAAUUUGGUUUUACGAGAGAAGGCCUAGACUGCCAGUUUGCCUAAAGUCUCAUCAGGAAGUUCUCCUUUUGUGCUACUUACACACUGGCCAAUCCAUAAGUUAAGUGUGCUUGGGCCCACUGAAAUAAAUGCUGGCUAGUGGGGUUGUCGGGCUGGUGGGGUUGUUGUCUUGGAAGCAAAGUGAGCAAUUAAUGUAACUCUAGUUCAACUAAACAUGUGCAGUGGAUGCUUCCAUAUACUAUUUAUCUUUGUACAUGGACUUGCACAUGUGUGUUCUAGAAGCUGGGAAGAAGUUUCUUUGACUCUGGUGGGAUGUUCUUAUUUAUUGGGUCAUAUCCAAAGAUCCUCUUCCAUUCACAGAUGAAGGUCUGUUUGUGCAAAGAGGAAGGGGUAUUUUUGCCCAUCUCCCUUUCCCCCUGCAGCCCCCUGGACUCCCUGAAAAUUUAUUCCUGAAAGAUGGGGAACUCACAGAUGUUUGGGGUGCCGGGGACUGCAGAAUGAAGAGUAUACUGAAAAUUGCCCCUCUUUGCAAGUGGAGCUUCUUCUACCAGUGGAAAAACUUGAUAUAAUACCCAUUGAUCUUUCUUAGCAAGGAGUUCUGCUCAGGCUGUCUCAGUAACAUAUUUCCACUAAAACUGAUUGUAAAAACUUGUUUUCAGGAAACAAAAGACAAUCCAUUAAAAGUAUCCUUCUGUGCUUUUUAGGUUGGGUUCAUCCAUACACACAUCUCCUCCUCUGAGCUCUGUAUGCUUUGGGAAGAGAAGCUGAAUAUUUGAUUGUGAAUCUUAACUUUUGACAAAGGACACAAUUCACCAGAACUCAAGUUGUGUGAGCUCCAUUGAAAUUUAUGUCCCUUUGCAAAUCUCAUUAAUUCCAAUGAGAUUCACACUGGAGAUAUCCAUGGUAGAUUAUGCCCAAAGUAGCCUACUUAAUUACUAUUAAAGUAACUACAGGUACUAGUUAUUUUAGGCCUUAAGAAUAAUAAAAUUUCAGGACUGAAUGCCCUUUCUGCUGAACAAUAUAAAACUUUAUUGAUCUAUUACAGCCACUGUAUUUGACUUUUAGAGAUUGUAUGAAGAAUAAUAGUAUCCUUCCAGGAUUCUGGCAUAUUAACUUGCUUGUAAUUCCUAAACCUGAAAAAGAUGUGAUGAAUUCAGAUUCAUAUUGUCCAAUAGCUUUGAUGAAUCGAGAUCUUAAAAUCUCAACAACAAUCUUAGCUAAAAGAUUAGACUGAUUCCUUUUUAUAAUGAUGAUCAGACAGGCUUUGUUCCUGGAAGAAGGUUAUCAGCUAAUAAAUGUUUAGUUGGUGUUGGAAACUUUAAUUAUACUAAAAAGGAAGGUGAAUUAAUUUUCUUAAAUGCUCAAAAAGCAUUUGAUCAUAUUGAAAGAACUUGUUUAAUUUCAGCACUAAAGGCCUUCAAUAUAGCUGGCAGUUUUAUUAACUAAUGUGUCAGUCCUGCGGCCAGAGUUAUAAUGGAUAUCUUUUAGAAGGUUUUCAGUUACAGAGAGGCACUAGGCAGAGCUGUCCCUUAUGUCCUUUAUUUUUUGCUCUGACUGAAACUUUGAUUUUUGCCAUUUGAGAUAAGAGUUCUAAAAUUCUGGUUUUCCCACCCAAGAUCAGUGACAUAACCUCUUGUAAGCCAAAAAUAUUAAUAUACAAUUUAGAGGUUAGAGUACUAUUAUAUUAGUAUUCAAUCUUUAGUAACAAGAUUGAACAGGUUUUAAAAUGGUAAAAUAAUCCCUUGCGUGUGUUAGAUCAUACAGAUGCAGAGAUACAACAAUGUUAAUGUUUUAUAACUAUUUUGUUGUGUGUGAAUAAAUUGAAAACUGCACAUUGUGUCCAUAUGGGUAAACACUUAAGUGAAUUUAGCAGUUUCCAUGUUUAUGUACAUGAUAUAACUCUUGAAAAUAGUUGAUACUUGGAUAAAUUUAGUUUUUAUGUUGCCAUAAUCUAGAAAUUAACAUCAGAAUAAAAGGUUAUAAAGCUCA